Molecule: messenger RNA, 1464 nt
Organism: Anguilla rostrata (American eel)
Lineage: Eukaryota; Metazoa; Chordata; Actinopteri; Anguilliformes; Anguillidae
Product: dipeptidase 1-like
Exons: 10
Coding region: 178-1446 (422 amino acids)
Biological process (GO): proteolysis
Molecular function (GO): metallodipeptidase activity
Source: RefSeq, a predicted model, not a curated record
ACAAGAGGAGAGGGGCUGGACAGAAGACGACUGUGGGAUACAGAGCAAGGAGCUCAGUAACACCGUGGCCACGAGAGGGACGGGUUCGGUUCAGUCAGAAUAAUUAUUUCAUGCGUUUUUGUUUUUUUUUUUAAAUAAAAGGUUAUCAUAGGCGAAUCAGAGCAGAGACAGGUAAUCAUGUGGUGGUUUUGGACACUGUGGGCUGUUGUGGCUCUCACGCACUGCUCCGCUAUGGACCGCAACAAGGACAAAGCCUUAAAGCUGAUGAAGCAGACCCCUCUGAUAGAUGGACACAAUGACCUUCCCUGGCAGAUAAGGAAGCAAUUCAACAACCAGCUUAGCAAAGUGGAUCUGAACACCAUACAAACCACACACACCAACAUCCCCAAAAUUAAAGAGGGCCAUCUGGCAGCACAGUUCUGGUCUGCCUACGUACCAUGUGACACGCAGCACAAGGACGCAGUCAGGCAAACUCUGGAUCAGAUUGACAUCAUCCACAGAAUGUGUGAUGCAUACCCAGAAUCCUUCAUGUUUGCCACCAGCAGCCAAGAUAUAAUGGAAGCUUUUAUCCAGAACAAAACUGCCAGUCUGAUUGGAGUGGAGGGCGGGCACUCCAUCGACAGCAGCCUGGGCAUUCUGCGGAUCAUGUACCGGCUGGGUGUGCGCUACCUCACCCUCACGCAUAGCUGCAAUACACCCUGGGUUGAUAACUGGAAAGUGGAUACAGGAACAGAAGCCCCAGUGCAUAAUGGAUUGUCUCCAUUUGGAAAACAAGUGAUAAAGGAGAUGAAUCGCCUAGGGAUGCUGAUUGACUUGGCGCACGUGUCCGAGAAGGUGAUGAAUCAGGUGCUGGAUUUAUCCAAGGCUCCAGUCAUCUUCAGCCAUUCCUCUGCAUACUCUCUGUGCCAACACAAGCGGAACGUUCCGGAUGCUGUUCUUAAGAGAGUGAGAGACAAGGCAGGGAUUGUCAUGGUGAACUUCUACAACGACUACGUCACAUGCAGCCAGACGGCUAAUCUCUCCCAAGUGGCAGAUCACUUUGAUCACAUCAAGAAGGUAGCUGGCCACACAGUCAUUGGCUUUGGUUCUGAUUAUGAUGGAGUGAGAAGAGUGCCCAAGGGCCUGGAGGAUGUCUCCAAGUUUCCUGACCUUGUGGCGGAGCUGUUGAGGCGGGGCUGGAACGACACAGAGGUCAGGGGCGCAUUGGGCGAGAAUUUGCUCAGGGUCCUCAAGGACGUGGAGAGGGUGCGAGACAGCCUCACUAAAGAUCAACCAGAUGAUGUACCCAUCCCCUAUGAGCAGGUGGAGAAUGCCUGCAGGACCAACUACGGCUACUUUCCACUGGACAAUACCGGACACUCUGCAUCCCAGAGUCCUCUUGUGCUGGCCCUAGCCACAUUGCUGUGCUGGUUUUUUGGGGGCUCAUCCUAUUCCUGCAGACCAUAAACAUCCUAGUGUUCUUCU